Messenger RNA from Trichoderma asperellum CBS 433.97, 1785 nucleotides. RefSeq lists its product as uncharacterized. Lineage: Eukaryota; Fungi; Ascomycota; Sordariomycetes; Hypocreales; Hypocreaceae. Gene Ontology annotation, molecular function: catalytic activity. The record is from RefSeq and is a predicted model, not a curated record.
AUGGGUUCAAUAACUACAUGUAACAACAAUGGCAAUGUUGCUGCUGAUGUAUACUCUGUUCCUUUGGCCGCAAACAAAGUAUAUGAUGAGGCAAUCAUAUCAAAUCCUCUCAUAGCCAAAGACCUCCCGCCAGAGGUAAUGGAUAAGAAGACUAAAAUUACCUUUACUGGAUCCAAGAGUCCAUCCCUGCCCGUCAACUGGAGACUUGCAGAAGCUGUGUCUUCUCUCAAGGCACUAGAAGCAACUUUGGUGGACGUGAUAUUGCAGCGCCGUUACGCCCUAGAGCCUCAUCAAAUCACCAUAAACACUGACCAUGCGAGCCUGUUUAUCUUUUCUACCCUUCUCUGGACCAUCGAUCCUGUUGAUGGAGGCGAAAACAUCAGCCCCAACAGCCUCCGUGAAGCAAACAAGAAUCUCUUCAAAUAUUUCCCCAGCUGCGACAAGCACCGCAUGAACGCUUCCACGCAUCGGAAUCUGGCCACAAACAUCUACAAAUGCGCAGACGGCCGCUACUUUCAAUCUCAUGGGUCUCUCAACCCGACGCCUACGCUCCUCAAUGUUGGCCUCCCGGCAGAAGCAGACGCAGAUAAAGACACAAAUGCUUAUGAGGAUGCUGUGAAGCCGUUUAAUGAAGCUUUUGGAAAUAUCGACAGCGAAUCCUUGCAGCGAAUUACAGAUGAGACGCGGCAAGCAGGCACCAUCUGCUAUACUGUAGAGGAAUUCUUAAACUCAGAGCACGGAAAAGCUAAUGCACACGUUGGGCUUUGGGAAAUUCGUGAGACUGCAAACGAGUUGCAGCGUCCGUGCUGGUGGGAAACACCAGUGUCUCAGUCAGGCAUAUCUCGACCCCUUGCUGGCAUCAAAAUUGUCGAUCUGACUCGCAUCAUCGCCGGCCCAAGCAUCACUCGAAGCUUGGCCGAGUUGGGAGCCAGCGUGAUGCGCUGUACCGCACCCCAUUUACCUGACGUUGUCUCUCUCCAAGCGGAUCUGAACUGGGGGAAAUGGAACUGCAGUAUUGAUCUCCGAGAGGAGAGAGAUCGGGAAAAGCUGAGGUUGCUCAUCCAGGAAGCCGAUGUGGUCGUGCAAGGAUAUCGUCCCGGUGUUCUUGACAAAUAUGGUUUUGGCGAGGAAGACAUUAUCAAAAUGGUUGAACAGCGAUCAAAGGGCAUAAUAUAUGUGAGAGAGAACUCGUACGGCUGGCAUGGCCCAUGGAAAGAUCGAAGUGGAUGGCAGCAAGUUGCUGAUGCGAAUACCGGUCUUAGCUGCUCCUUUGGGCAAGCCAUGGGCCAUGACGAGCCCGUCACCCCCAUCUUCCCGCACAGCGAUUACUGUACCGGCGUUGCUGGCUCUUGUGCAGUUCUCCUCGCACUACUGCGUCGCGCCGAGAAGGGCGGUUCAUAUAGCAUUGACCUCUCACUCAAUUAUUACAGCGCAUGGCUUAUCCGAUCCGUGGGAACAUACUCUCCCGAGGUUUUUGACAAAAUAUGGGCUGAGCACGGCCGACCCGUCUAUCGCCACUGGCACAAUAACGGCGUCUCAGCGCCUGAAACCCUAAAGAGACUCAAGAGUGGCCCGGCGAGAGAGAGGAUACUUCGACCGGAAUUUUUUGAGGAUAGGCGCUCGCCGAGUGUUCUUGGGGAAAAGGUGUUCCGCGCAGUGAAAGGAGUUGCGGAUUGGGGAGGAGUAGUUGACUUGCGAUACAAUGUUGGAACACGAGGCAAUGGGCUGGACGCGGCGAGAUGGCCAGACGACCUGACACAAGAGGUGGUGCAAGAGUUGGCUUGA